AUGAAUUCUAGAGAUAUUGAGCAGCGCCCUGCUAAGAAGAGACGGUUUUUCCAAGGAGAAAACGAUACCAGCUUGCCUCCCAAAUUUACCAAUGGCGACACGUCGACCUUCAGUGGCUUCAGCUUGUCAGGCGCAUCGAAAGCUACUCCUACGUCCGUUAAAUACAAUGAGGUAGAUGGGAAAGCGGUGGAAACGGCUGCGGUAACAGGGAAUGACACAAGUUUUGAUAUCGAACUUCUUUCUUCCAUCGUUGGCCGCCCGAUUCCUGCAAAUGUCAUCGCCGAACUCCGCCGUCGGGCAGGGGAUGAUAUGGAGAGGGCUGUCAAUAUUUACCUUGAUGGUUCUUGGGAAGAAAAUAAUGAUGAUAAGAUGACUGAUGCCUCCAAGCCAUCAGAAGAUCAUGAGCUUAGCGAGGCUCCGGCCAUCAAAAUUGCAGCUCUGCAGAAGAGUCAGGUUGCGGCUGCUUACGAGAGCGAAUGCGGCUCCAUUCUUUCAGAAAACCCUGAGUAUAGAUAUCUGGGUGCCUUUGGUGUCGGUGGAUGGGCAACGAGAUCGAGUACGAGUUCUCUCAACUUCGGGGAAGAAGUCAAGAUUCAACGUACCAAAACUCAGCCCCAGACGAAAGUAGGAAAGGCUAAAAGAAUUAUUUCAAAUUCAAAAACGGAUGUUAUAACGAGGUUCACGAAUGCCAAUGGCGAUGAAAUUGGAAGACUGCCCCAGGAAACUGCUUCCUGGGUUUCAACCUUGAUCGACCAAAAAAUAUGCAAAUUUACAGCAGUGUGCGUCUUUGCGCCAGACCGGAUUCGCAUAAACGAUACUAUAUACUUGCAACUUAAAUGCUACGUGCUAAGCUCAGCAUUUAAAAGGCACUUUUCAUCCGGGGUAGAUGAUGACGGACCUCGUCUCUUUGAGCACGAAGAAACUGCAGAAGAAAAGGCACUCCGUCUACGCCAGGUUGCGCUAGUGACUCUUUUUGAUGAGAUUUGUCUCUCCCCAACUUCAGUAAAUGAAGCAACCGCUAAGCACAAGAAAAAUGGCAUUCUCCGCGCCGCAGAAAUGGCUGAACAAGGUACCAAGCCUGGAAAGUCCAUUACAGACCAGUUGAAAGAUGUCGAUGAGGCAUCGGAGAGUGAUGAGGGUGAAAACCUAGACCAAGAUCAGCUAGAUACUCUGUAUCAUAAGGCGCAGUGUUUUGAUUUCAGCAUGCCUGAGGCUACUCCAGGUGAGAGCUUUAACUUAGAGCUACGAAAAUACCAAAAGCAGGCACUUUAUUGGUUGAUUACCAAGGAAAAAGAUGAAAUGUCUACCAAACAGAGGUCGAUGCAUCCGCUAUGGGAAGAGUACCCUUGGCCUGUGAAAGAUGUUGAUGAUAAGCCUCUUCCGCGUGUGCGUGGCAAUGAUUUUUUUUACGUUAACCCAUAUUCUGGAGAAUUAAGUCUAGAGUUCCCUGUCCAAGAACAAAAUUGCUUAGGUGGCAUUCUUGCUGAUGAGAUGGGACUGGGCAAGACCAUCGAGAUGAUGAGCUUGAUACAUUCUCAUAAACCUAGUUCUGACUUUAUCAAUGGCAUUACACCCUCAUCAGGCCAAGAUAUUGUGAGGGCUCAUAGCCUUUCAGAGGUAUAUUAUGCUCCGCGCACUACCCUUGUUGUCGCUCCCACUUCCCUUUUGUCCCAAUGGGAAAGUGAAGCUUUAAAGGCGUCAAAGCCAGGAACAAUGAGGACCCUGGUCUAUUAUGGGACAGAUAAAUCAGUCAACCUCAGAAGCCUUUGUUCUCCCAAGAACUCGGCAGCGCCAAACGUCAUUAUCACCAGCUAUGGAGUCGUUCGCUCAGAAUACGGCCAGGUUAUCUCUAACCGUACGAAUACCAGCGAUAAUGGUCUCUUUUCCGUCGAAUACUUUCGCGUAAUUCUCGAUGAAGCACACUACAUCAAGAAUCGGGCCUCGAAAACGGCCAAAGCAUGUUAUGAGAUCAAAGCCAAGCACAGAUGGGUUUUAACAGGAACUCCGAUUGUGAAUCGGCUUGAAGAUCUUUACAGUCUCGUGCGCUUCCUCAAAGUGGAGCCGUGGUGUAAUUUCUCUUUCUGGAAGACAUUUAUUACUGUUCCAUUUGAGUCGAAAGAUUUCGCACGUGCCUUGAGCGUUGUACAAACUGUACUUGAACCGUUAGUUCUCCGGCGCACUAAGACAAUGAAAACCCCAGAAGGGGAGGCACUUGUUCCACUACCAUCCCGUACCAUCACAGUGGAGGAGGUCGAGUUAUCCGAACAGGAAAGAGAAAUCUAUGAUGUUAUUUUCAGUCGAGCAAAACGGACAUUCAACGACAAUGUUGCGGCCGGAACCCUAUUAAAGUCUUAUACCACUAUCUUUGCCCAGAUUCUUCGCUUACGGCAAACUUGCUGCCACCCAAUACUAACAAGAAACCAGUCUAUCGUUGCCGAAGAAGAAGAUGCUGCUAUUGCCGCAGAUGAAAUGAAUCUCUUGAAAGAUAACAUGGAUCUUCAAGAACUCAUUGAUAAAUUCUCGACUUCCAUGCAGGCUUCAGAUGGGGAGGAAAGAGAUCCUACGGCGAAUUUCACCACUCAUGCCUUGAAGCAAAUCCAAGCAGAGUCUAGUGGUGAAUGCCCAAUCUGUUCUGAGGAGCCAAUGAUUAAUCCGGCAGUUACUUCGUGUUGGCAUAGUGCUUGCAAAACCUGCUUGGAAUCCUAUAUCAAGCAUCAAACAGAUAAAGGGGAGACCCCAAGGUGCUUCUGUUGCCGUGAGCAGCUAAACUCUCGCGAUAUUUUUGAAGUCAUACGGCAUGAAUCGCCUGUACAGACACCGGCGGCCCAAAACCCUUCCCUCCUAGAUAAUCUCAACCCUCCGACAGGGCGAAUCUCCCUACGUCGAAUCAACCCUCUGUCACCCUCUGCAAAAACCUCCGCAAAGAUUCAUGCCCUCAUUACCCACCUUACUCGUCUACCGAGAGGCACUAAGGCUGUGGUAUUUUCGCAGUUCACCUCUUUUCUAGAUUUAAUAUCCCCCCAGCUGACUGCCGCCGGCAUUGCCCAUCUUCGUUUCGAUGGUACGAUGAGCCAAAAAGCUCGUGCCACAGUUCUCGCCCAAUUUAAUGCCCCUAUCAUUGACGAGGAGGACAUAGAGGAUGAUGACGAUAUUGCAAAUUCUCCUGGUCCCUUUAGAAGCUACCGAAGUAAGCCCAAGAAGGAGAAGACUCCCCCUGCCAAUGUACUCUUAAUCAGCUUGAGAGCUGGCGGUGUUGGUUUGAACCUCACUGUUGCAAACCACGUCUUCAUGAUGGACCCUUGGUGGAGCUUCGCUGUGGAAGCGCAGGCAAUUGAUCGUGUGCACCGCAUGGGUCAGCUGCGUGAUGUAAAGGUAUCGAGGUUUGUGGUCAAAAACAGCAUCGAAGGGAGGAUUCUCAGGAUACAAGAGAGGAAGAUGAUGAUUGCCGGCUCUCUUGGAUUAAGGGUCGGCGGCGAUGGAGGUGACGAAGACAAAAGAGAACAACGCAUUGAGGAGCUGAAGCUCUUGUUUGAAUAG
Molecule: messenger RNA, 3537 nt
Organism: Microsporum canis CBS 113480
Lineage: Eukaryota; Fungi; Ascomycota; Eurotiomycetes; Onygenales; Arthrodermataceae
Product: DNA repair protein rad5
Exons: 1
Coding region: 1-3537 (1178 amino acids)
Molecular function (GO): ATP binding; zinc ion binding; ATP-dependent chromatin remodeler activity
Source: RefSeq, a predicted model, not a curated record